Acyrthosiphon pisum (pea aphid) is the source of this 675-nucleotide messenger RNA. RefSeq lists its product as uncharacterized. NCBI's taxonomy places the organism in Eukaryota, Metazoa, Arthropoda, Insecta, Hemiptera, Aphididae. The transcript is spliced from 6 exons. The coding region runs from base 1 to 675 and encodes 224 amino acids. The record is from RefSeq and is a predicted model, not a curated record.
AUGUUAACGCGUAAAGAAGAAUUAUUUGUGAAACCUUUUCAGCAAAGAUUAUAUCAUCAACACAAAGUCAAACUCAAGUCAGCCACCGCGCGGGUGGAUACGACUCCACCGCAGGAGUGGCAGCACAUAGUGCUGAAGACAAAGAAAUACCAAAAGGAACGAGAGAGAUGUACGCAGAUAUUAUUGAACAAUGGUAUUUUGUGGCGACAUUUGAGUGAAAUAAUGAGCACCAGACGUGUGGACAACCGUUGGGAUUACGAACAACCAAAGUUUUUUCAUAGAGUCAAUUUAUUUACAAAAAGUAAUAAUAAACUAACUGUUGAUAUUGAAGAAUCGUCAGAAUCCGGUAAAGUACAAACUGAAGUAAAAAACGAAAGGUGCAUUGCAUGUAAUCCAAAAUUGUCAAUUAUCAAGACCAAUAUACCAGAGGAGAGAAUACCAUGGGAUCCACCAAAAAAGAAAUUAUCGAAAAAAUUACGAAGCCUAUCCAUCCAUAAUGAUGGGGGUGUUAAAAAUACGAAAAAUCAGGUAUUGAACAAAUCUAGACAGAGCCACAAAAAAAGUUCAUUAGACCUUGUCAUAAAGUUUCCAUCUGGGAGCAAAGUUUCAAUGGUUGAAGGGAAAACAAAACGAGUACUCCAGCCAAAUAAUUGUCAAUGUACAAGAUGUCUUUGA